CUCGGUCAUAAGACGACCUUCAGCGGAUGCAGUUACAAUUUGGAUCUCGUUAGGAAUACUUUUCAUUUUCUAGCAGCAGAAAUACAAAAGAUAUUCUGUCAGAAUUGGAUAAUUAUUGAUAAAAAAUGGAAAACAUGUUCGGAAUAAUGCAUAUUUUAGUAAUAGUAGCUGCGUUUUUAUUGGUGGAUCACGGAGUAAUUGGUGGCUGUGUCGAGGAUAAAACAGAUGUGGUGAAGCCCUGCUUCGACCUACUUAUGACCGCUAUGAAUUCACAGAAACCCAAGGAUGUGAACGACUUUUUGUGCAGUGAUUCACAAAAAGAGAAUUUAGACUGUGUUAUCAAGGGAUUUCACGAGUGUCCGGACUUUAAGAAAGAGGCGUUCAUUGAAGGCUUGAAAGAUUCCAGUUUCAAAGCCAUCGAACUUUUCCACGUUGCGUCAGCGGACGAAUUUUGUGAAUGCGCAGCGACAUUCACGUACAUGAUAGAGGUAGAGUCACAGCUAGGAAAGGAACUGAGACAAGGACCAUGGCCAAAAACAGCCAACCAUGAAUAUAUUUGCGGUGUAAAGCGCUAUAAAAUAGACCGUGUGGCCAAAUCACUGCCAGUAUGCGCGGACUAUUUAAAGUACAAACACAACGAGACCACAGGCGACAAUUCUAACGUACACUCGAACGUGAAGAACUUUCAAUAUGCAGCAGAAUAUGCUGACAAAUACUGCACAAAAUUUCCCAAGGGAUUUAACGACACGUGUUCCAUGGAGAGAAUCAGUUGGUCAUCUCUAGAAUUGUGUCAUGGUCAAAUUGAUAACCUUCAAAAAGUCACAGAUCAGGAAUGUCAAAUGAGAAGAUGCGUUGCACUUACCAUGCGCACGUGCCCAAAAGGUGAAAUGGAAUAUUUCAUAGACGCCAUUAACGUGUUUAGUGACGUCAGGAUAAGCAAAGACGAGACAUGUUCAAAAGCCUCUGGCUUUGUUGCCUCUGUUUUAAGUACACUUGUCCUUUGUUUAAUUUGUAUUUUAUUUUAGAUAAAUUUCAUUUUUAGCUAGGUCAUGUCGAAACGGCCCGAACAGACCAAUCCCCCUCCUUAAAAUUAAGUCAGAAAAGGUUUGAAAUCAUGUACCAACGUAUAGAUAAUAUGAGAAAGUAAUUCCAUGACAAUAAAGUGAUCUGGGUUAUAUGCCGUUUGGUGAAGUCCUUAAAUGGGUGAUGAUAUUUAUGGUAAACAUGAAUAUGCAAUCUGAGCGCUUUACUUUUAAAGUCGAAGUGGUCCCUGACAUUUUUACAAUUUGAGUGCGUUAUGUCAAUAAAUGGUGGAUUGGUCUAAAUUUUAUACCAUUUGAAGCGGUUUAUGGUAUUUGUGCCAUUUGAGUGCUUUAUUUUAAUGGCGAUUGGAUUGGUAAAAUUUUACGCCAAUCGAAUUGGUUUAGUGUAUUUUUGCCAAUUGUUUGCUUUAUUUCUAAUAGCAACUGAAUAAGUCUAAACUUCAUAUCGACCGAAGUCGGGCUUUUUAAGGUAUUCGUAUUGAUUUUUAUAUUUCAUGCCAAUGGAAGGGGUCUGUAGUAUUUGGAUUUUUUUGUGUUU
This is a messenger RNA of Ruditapes philippinarum (Manila clam), 1581 nucleotides long. RefSeq lists its product as uncharacterized. Lineage: Eukaryota; Metazoa; Mollusca; Bivalvia; Venerida; Veneridae. The coding region runs from base 126 to 1025 and encodes 299 amino acids. The record is from RefSeq and is a predicted model, not a curated record. The transcript is spliced from 7 exons.